This is a messenger RNA of Colletotrichum scovillei, 4965 nucleotides long. RefSeq lists its product as uncharacterized. The coding region runs from base 419 to 1069 and encodes 216 amino acids. NCBI's taxonomy places the organism in Eukaryota, Fungi, Ascomycota, Sordariomycetes, Glomerellales, Glomerellaceae. The transcript has 2 exons. The record is from RefSeq and is a predicted model, not a curated record.
CCUGCCCCUUCCUCCCGUCCUUCCGUCCUCUUGAACCUGGAUCUUGGCUUUAUUCUUAUCCUUUUCGUCAUUCCUCUUGAACGACUCUUGUGCUUUCUUCCGUAAUACGACAUAACGACGACGACGGUUGUGUUCCCACUGGUGCUCGGAUAGUGUGUACUCGACUUACAUCCCACCUCCACGGAUAACCUGGACCCCUUCCUCAAAUCACCGCCGAUCAUCCAACCAACCGGUACCCUCUCACCUACUCAGUACACCGGUUUAACUUUUUAUUACCGGCUCGUGGGAAACAGUCACAGCUUAGAAUAGGGGAUCGAAAGAGAAAGACAAAAGUUCCAGCAAAAGACAUCUAGUGUCUUGUUCUUAUUUGGAAAAAAGUAAUCCAGGAUAUCCAUCCCCCCCUACUGGGUAGUUGAAUAUGUACAUUCAAAAAAAUAUGGCUCGUCCCAGCAUCAUCGUCUCCAUGCUCGUCCUCUCGCUCUCCGGAACCGCGUUCGGCAGAGCGAGCUUCUUCGGCAAACAGCAACAACACGACGCAAUGACGGAUUGCGCGCGCGUCAAUGCCCCGACCUCCUUGACCUGGCUCUUGCAAGAUCAACCCUUCGAACAGGAGGAUCCGUCCGCCUUUUUCUACGUCAACCAAGAUAUUGACGCGUCAGGAAAUAAGGCGAACAGAGUCGCGCAACUCGUCACGUUUGGCGGCGUCCAGGGGCAACAGGAAUCGACCGAGUGCCGCCUCCUCUUCACCAUGCCCGAGGACUCGGAAAGCUGGGAGCUGAUCCAGCGCGAGGGCGCCACCACGAUGCGCGUCUUCCGCGUCCCCAGCUACGAAGGGGACGAUUCCGUACGACAGAAGCAGAAUCUUCUGAGCACCGUCCUGGUCAAGCCUGGAACGCAGUCUAUCGACCUCGGCCAGUGCGACGGCAGCGGUAGCUUCGUUUUUGAGCUUGCCGACGCGGGACGCAGUCGCGUCGCCUUCCGCCAGGCAUCGAAGCCGAAAGACGGUUUCGGUGUCUUCAUGGCUCAUGGAUGCCCGGUCCCUAGAAGGACCGAGUCCGAGGACCUGUGAAGAGGAAGAGGUUAUUUCGAAUGACGAGUUGAAGAAUUAGAAUUUUGGUGUGUGUCUUUAUAAGUUUGGUUUUCCGCCGAACUAGACGGGGCACCCUCCACCCGUGGAGGUUGGCGAUGUUCACAGUCCAUUUAAAACACCUGCGCGGUGUAAGGUAUCCGCUCUCGGCGGAAAGGUGGUUGUGGUAUCCGCAUAUCGCGACGGGAAUGGCCACGGCUUGGUUCUGGGGCGACCUCCAUUACCAACGGCACAAGCAGAAAGUUAUCCAGCUCCCUGCUGGCCGUGGUGUGAGGACAUCUACGCUCGCCAACGGCAGCCCGAUGGCUGUGGAAUGAGCAUUGCCGGAAACCGAACUGGCGCUCUUCGUUACGAAGCUUGUUAGCCGGGAUGCGCAGUUGAGGGUUCUUGAUGCGUGUGUCCAGCUUGCUCGACUUCAUUUUGCGCAGGUGCGAGGUGAACUCGGUAGCGAAGUCGGGGAAGCGUUCAAACAUCUCCUGAAACCUUUCGAGCCCGCCAUCGUCCUUCACGAUUGACGACGAACCUCCAGCAACGGACCAGGCCACCAUCGCUACGGUCCACCUCCGAAUUCGCAUCGAAGACUCGGCAUCGCACUGGCCGUAAACGUAUUGGACGAAGCGAGGUGUGACAUCCCAGUCGCAGCGGAGGUAGAUGUCUUGCAAGGCAUCAAUCGCGAGGUCUUGCAGGUGAUGCAGAUCGAGCCGAGCAGCGAAGAUGUGAAGGCGGACCAGAGCCCAGUGAAGUCGUUGGCACGGUACGCCAGGGGCAUCACUGACGAGAGUGAUCAUCUCGUCGAGGUGUCUGCGGAAGCCGUCUCUUUGAUGCAGCCAUACUACGAAGAGCUCGAACAUGGAGGCGGAUUCGUUGGGAAGGCGGAUAGUCGACUUUUGUUGCGGCAACCAUACCGGCACUGGUGUCUGGUUCGGCGUCACCUUGACGCCAGCUGGUGUAGCGUCCAGCUGAUCCUCGAAAAAAGGGGCAGCGUUGCUGAGCUUCUGCUUGUUGAUACGGAAUUCCUUCAUCUUCUCGCCUCGACCGACGAAUACGCGCGCCAGGUUAUCAUCUUCGUGUGAUGAUCUGUGAAAGAGAAGGUUAGACCAGGUUGAGGGUCAUUGACGUAUUGCAGGAGACUUACACAUUUGACGCCGAUGGUCUGUGGAAGAUGCCCUGUGGUCUAGUCAUUGGUGCCAUUGUGAAGAUAGUGUUCCAGCACUUGGUAUAAGAGCCAGCUCUGGACGAGAAAGUAAAGUAGAUGAAAGUACUAGAAAAUUUGAAGAAUCCAGAAAACCCAGAGCAUACUAAUAAUGAAAGGCCGUUGACUUCGUUUGUUCCUUUGACUCUCCCAGAGAGCUUGAGAAGAGAAAAGAGAGAGCUCACCAGAACUAGUCCUAGAUGGAUCUGAGGACGCUCUUCAUUAUCAAUUGCUCCAAGUCUGGAUGCAACUUUGGCAGGGUAGAGGUGCCGCAGAUAUGGGGAACUACAUGGUCACACACGAGCUUCCCUAACACCAUGGCCCCUGUGUCGUCUGCCAAGUGCAGUGUGUGAAUAAGCUUAUACGUGAUAAUUGUUGUUAAGCCAGUUUCAGAAAGGAGGGUAUAAGGGUGUGGCUGGCUCGGUGCUCAGCCAGGGCUUUGCUGGGGCUUGUCGGGAGUUGCUGGGACUCUUGCUGCAUCUUCAGCUUAACAGAAUGCUGAUAUGGAGCAGCGAUUCACGUCAAAGACGAGAUGAUGCUGCUUGGGAUGGUAGGGGUGUUGGUUUCAAACGUCAUUGUCAAACGCACUGAGUGCAUUGGUGUGGGAGUCGUGCCGCGCGAAGUGCUCCCUCAACUGCCUCAGGCGACAGGGUUGUUGGCUGUGUUCUCGUGGGACACGGCUGUAGCGGAAGCUUGGGGCAUCUUAGCCGUGGCUGAUAUAGGACCGGGGUGCGGUGCUUGGAUGCAGUUCUUGACGUUCCCGCCGAGCCCUGUCAUGAACUGUCUCGUCUGUGCAGGCGAUCUCCUACUUACACCUGGCUCGGAGUCGCAAUCAAAGGUUUGGCGAGAUUUUUUUGGUAAGUCAAGGUGCUCGAUAAUCUCUCAAGCUACCCUCAGACAGUGCAACGAUGGUUUCUUGAUCUCCUAUUUUUGGUGGCGUCGUCCUUUUUUUAUAUACACGGCAAAAAAAGGCAGUUCAACUGAUGCCUUGGGAUGAGCGUCUUGUGUCGGAUGAAAACAUGAGGCGUCUUGAAUCGUCGUUUCCUUGUCAUUUGUGGCCAGUAAACAAGCUAGACAAGCCCACAAGAAGGAUCAUGUUUCGGUGCCACCCAUUAUCCCGGACUGUCGCGCGGGGAAUACUCGCUCUGGUAGGCUCAUCGCGAUUGCUUAACCCUGUUGAACUUGGCUAGUGAUCGUGGCUGAAGGCAUCGCCAGCCAGCGUCAUUGCAAAGGGGGACACUGCAAUGGCCCAAAGCACUAGCUUUCGUAGCUGGCAUUGACGGCAUUCCAAGCUCGAGGAAUCAAAAGAUGACUGCGCCGCCGCGUUGUUGCAUUCCAAGACCCAAGUGUCCGUCUGAUGCUGCUUGGAUCGUCGAGGCAGUGCAACGCGGGCGGGAAAAUCCUGCUGCUCAUGGAGGAGAAAGACGGGAUGCUAAGGCCCGGGCACCUAUAUCGCUACCAUGGGACGUUUGGUUUCAGUCGUGGAGUUGAGAGUCUGGAAGAGGUUAUGGAAAAAGUGAAGGCCCGUAUAAUACGAGGUGCAGAGUCGGAGACUUGAAACUGGGUCUCGGCCGGAUUCGACGCUAGGCGACCCGCGAAAAAGAGUCUAAAAAGUCUCCUUGAGCCCGCUGCCCUUGGUAAGGGGGCCAAGGAGGCUUGCUUGGUCGAGCACAGGGCAUAUUGUGGCCAGGCCGGGCGGCAGCGUUGGAGGCGGUGCCCAUUGAAAAGCCCGGCCAUUCUCAACCUGCAAUAUCGGCGCGUGCUGGCUCCGAUGUACGGGUAUGGAGAGGUGGGGGUUGGCGGUAGGGGUUUGAGAAUUCGAGAUUCGAGAAUGAGACCCCGACCCGUAACAAGAGGAAGAACCGGGAGCCAGGGUAGUUCGCUGGGAGGGUUUUGCGCGGAUUUUUCUGCGUGCUCCAUGCUUCCAGUCUCCUGCUCCAGUGUGCUCCAACCUGCUCCAGUGAAAAGAGCCUAGAGGCAGGCCAUAGACCCAGUUGGCAGUCGGUGCCAUUCGUGCCAGUCACCCAGAGGUCCCAGACUGACUGACUGGAUCCUGGAUCUUUUUUUGCCGCCGAUCACGCCAUUGCGGACUGCCCCAGAAUCGAAAAAUGCGUUGAUGGCGGCCGUGUGAAGGCCCCACGCCGCUCUGAUGUUAGCGGAUGAGCAGCGUUGGUGAUCACGAAAUAGUCGACGUCGGAAGCUUCAACUGCUUCUACGACUAUCAAAGCGAGCGACACGAUUGUCGGUCCAGACUGGCAUAGUCUGUCUUGAAUCUUGGUGCAUCGAGGGAGGCCGUUAUAAGAAGCGGUGACGAGUGGCGGCUGAUUCACUAUUGGCUACCGUUGUCGAGGAAAAAGAAACAAUGCGAGAGCUAGAACAGCUUCGAGGCGGUCUCGACGUUUGACCUGCAAUUGCCGUCAUGGCCUCAGUUGAAGGAGGAAAGACUCGUCCAAUCGAGGGAGACAGUUGACGCGUGAGGGUGAGACAUUGAUUGACAGAAGUAGACAACUCAGGAAUGCAACAUGCAUCAGUUUCUCAACAGAGCAAGACAAGGUGACAACUCAGCGCAGCUAGUGAAGCCGCGAGAGUCGAGAAGGGGUCGUCAACACCGGUGAGGAUGUCCAUGGAAUCCGAGGCGGAGGUUCCUGAAGCGCGCAGAGCUCAACACGCUCGAGUAAGGUCACCC